Messenger RNA from Salarias fasciatus (jewelled blenny), 1027 nucleotides. RefSeq names its product C-C chemokine receptor type 3-like. Gene Ontology annotation, molecular function: C-C chemokine binding; C-C chemokine receptor activity. Gene Ontology annotation, cellular component: external side of plasma membrane; membrane. Gene Ontology annotation, biological process: positive regulation of cytosolic calcium ion concentration; cell chemotaxis; calcium-mediated signaling. Bases 1 to 1026 code for a protein of 341 amino acids. The transcript has 2 exons. NCBI's taxonomy places the organism in Eukaryota, Metazoa, Chordata, Actinopteri, Blenniiformes, Blenniidae. The record is from RefSeq and is a predicted model, not a curated record.
AUGGAAUCCACCACCCUGGACUACGACUACAGCGAGGAGCCGCUGACGCCGAUGCCUCCCUGCAGCAGAGACCUGGACAACCGGCUGGGGGCUCGUCUCUCCGUCCUCUACUACUUCAUGUUCUUCCUCAGCCUGCUGGGAAACGGCCUGGUGCUGCUCAUCAUCCACCGGUUCGAGAGGCUGACCACCGUCACCAACAUCCUGCUGCUGAACCUGGUGCUGUCCUCCCUGGUCUUCAUGAGCAGCCUGCCCUUCCUGGCCGUCUACAUGCAGCUCUCCAGCUGGGUCUUCGGCAGGGCCAUGUGCAAGCUGGUGGGCAGCGUCUACUACCUGGGCUUCUACAGCUCCGUCCUCUUCCUCACGCUGCUGACCUUCGACCGCCACCUGGCCGUGGUCUACUCCCUGGGGGCGCCUCGGGUGAGGAGCCGGCGCUACGCGGCGACGGCGUGCGGCGUGGUGUGGCUGGUCAGCGGCCUGGCGUGCGUCAGACCCAUGAUCCUCCACACCACCUUCCGCUACAUGGACAACAAAACCCUCUGCGACGAAUAUCCUGGAGUCAUUCCCGAAAUCGACCUCGUGCAGCUGCGCACGUCGGGGUUCUACCUGCAGCUCCUCCUGUUCCUGAUCUUCCCUCUGGUCGUCAUCGUCUACUGCUACGUCCGCAUCGCCGUCACCGUCUUCUCGUCCCAACUGGCCGCCAAGUUCCGGACGGUGCGGCUGAUCUUCGUCAUCGUGGUGCUGUUCUUCCUGUCCUGGACGCCCUUCAACGUCAUCAUGCUGCUGCAGGACGAGGCGGCGAGCUGCGAGGAGGAGCAGAGGCUGGGCUUCGCCCUGCAGAUCACCCGCAACAUGGCCUACCUCUACUUCUGCAUCAGCCCCAUCUUCUACACCUUCGUGGGGAAAAAGUUCCAGAACUACUUCAGGCUGCUGCUGGUUCAGCGCUACCCUGGACUGAAGAGGUACGUCUCCGUCAGCCAGUGCAGCAGAACCAACAUGUCGACCAAAAGCACGCCCAACGAGCUGUAGG